Ruditapes philippinarum (Manila clam) is the source of this 3370-nucleotide messenger RNA. RefSeq lists its product as uncharacterized. Gene Ontology annotation, cellular component: membrane. Gene Ontology annotation, biological process: neuropeptide signaling pathway. The transcript has a single exon. NCBI's taxonomy places the organism in Eukaryota, Metazoa, Mollusca, Bivalvia, Venerida, Veneridae. Gene Ontology annotation, molecular function: neuropeptide receptor activity. The record is from RefSeq and is a predicted model, not a curated record. The coding region runs from base 564 to 2726 and encodes 720 amino acids.
UGCAUAUUUUGUUUAUGAGAAAAACAAACAGUUGCAUCAAUUAUAAAAGGUCUGUAAUUAACUUGACAUGUGUUUUUGUUACCUAGAUUGUGAAACAUACAAUUAAUAUAUACAUAAACAUACAGGAUUUACAUGAAAUUUGUUUUUUGUAGUUGUUGUUUUGUUUUGAAUUCAUAUACGUAAUACAUGUUAAUGAAAUUAAAACAACAACAACCGAACUGUGCCAUUUUUCAACUAGGAAGAACUCAUGGAUAAGAUACUGUUUUGUUUGUGUUGUCAGAACAGAUUGUAUAUUUCUGUAUGAAUGUGUGUUUGAUACUCACAUAUGUGAUGCUUUCAUAGAACAAUGAAGGCUAUGGAAUCAAUUUUAAUAAAACUAAUGCUGUAACAAGCUUAACGAUAAAUACAAGACAUAUCUUUUAACCUUCAUAAAGUGAUAAAAAAUCGAGGGACAGUUUUUCACUAUGACAUCAGCUGCGGAUACCACUAACGCAGAAUAAAACCAACAAGUAUCAAACAGUUCAUGUAGGUGGGAACGAAUUUUAAAAAUCAUCAAUAAAGCAAUGGAUAACGCUACAAAAAGCCAGACACAGCUUCUGUCUGAUCUUAACGAUGAAGAAGCCAAGCUUUUUAUUCCUGUCAUUUUAUAUGUGGGGAUUUUAAUGCUCAUUGGAACUAUAGGUAACUCUAUGGUUGUUUAUUUCUACGGAUGCAAAUCUAAAUCAUCGACGUCAGUUAGUUUUAUAUUCGCUCUUGCAAUAUUCGAUUUAGUAACAUGCGUAAUUGGUAUGCCAAUGGAAAUAGCUGAUUUGAGAUAUUUCUUCAAUUUCAAAAAUGAAUUUGCAUGUAAAGCACUCAGAUGUGUUACUCAUUUUACAUCAAUUUCUUCUGGAAUAACUUUGGUUGUCAUAGCAGUAGAUAGAUACAGGCGAAUAUGCAAACCGUUCGACAGACAGUUGAAUAAUAAACAUGUUAAAGUUAUAUGUGUAUGUACUGGGGUUGUAUCCAUUUUAUUUUCGUGGCCAGCGUUUGUUUUUAAUGAAGUAGUUGAUGUUGAGAUACGGAACAAAGAUGGCGAAACUGUGAUUGGAAAAGAUUGCACUACAACGAAACGAGACAGUUACAGACCGUACAUGCUUGCCUUCAAUAUCAUCUACCUUGUUGCCUUUACAGUCAUAGCAAUGGUACUUGCAGUAUUGUAUACAUUUGUUAGUCGUCAGCUUUUCAGACAUAAGAAAUUUAGAUCAUACGUCGCUAAAGGUAGUUCGCAUGUCAAACGAAUAAAUGUCAAAUCGUUGUCCGAGUCGGAUGAGAAUUUGCUACCCCAUCGUGAAACAAGCACGCUGUCAAAUAGGGUAUUCGAAGAUCCCCCAGAUGCUUCCGGAUCGAUUGUUGAUCUUAAAGAAUUUGUAACUCGAGGAUUGACUCGCGCCUUAACACAGGUUGAAAAUGAUCGGCCCCUUUCCGGAUAUACAGCUGUUACGGGGACAACUGGAUUGACUGGCUUAACUGACAUAAGUGGUAAAACUAUGGGAACCUUACAUAGCACAAAAUCCAUGAAAUCUGUUACAAUUUGUGACCCAUCGCAGAAUCAAAUAUUUCCAAUUGAAGCACGGGAAAGAUUAAGACAUUUAAGCAGUAAUUCAGACUCACAAUUUUCAAAUCCUGAAGGAAAAAGACCCAUAACACCAAGUAGCUUUGCUACAUUUUCAAGCCGUCCUUCAAGUGCAGCACUUUCUGGAUUCAGUGAAUUCUCAAAAACUCAACCAAGAAUAACUGAUGAUUUUAAUGAGCUAAAGAGUGAAUAUGGAGAUUCAGAAAUUAACAAAGAUGAAGAAAAUGCAUGCAAUGGAAAAGAUGAGCCAAUAGGUGAAGAUAGCAACGGCAGGACAAGUAUCAAAAUAUUUGAACAUGAUAUUGAUGGUGAAACGAUAACAGUAACAGACGAAACUGUUUCUACAUUAGAAGAACAAGAUAAUGGAUAUAUUGAAAUUCAACAAUCAGAUAGUCCUAUGCCCGUUUUAAAUGACGAUUAUGAAAAACAUCCUGAUGAAAACACUAUGGAAAUCGUCGAUGAGACUGCUGAAACUAUUGAACCGUUACAUACUGAGGAAUCAAAUAACGAAUCGGUGUCACAAAACACAGAGUUGAAUAGGAGAAAUAGACCUUUAAGCUCUCAAAGUAGUAAGUCAUCAAAGUCAAGAAGUACACAUAGCUCUAAAAGGUCAAAUAUUGUUACACCUUUGAGUGAUGUGACCUUUACUUCAAGUACUGGCUCACGUGCCAGUACUGUCAGACGUAUAAAACGAUUAUUUGGUAACAGCGUUUUCAAAAACUCAAAAAUGAAUACUGAUACGGACAAGAUCAAAGAGUUACGCAUGAAGAUGCUUGACAUUAAUACUGUAAAGUAUACUUUGAUUAUGCUGAUUAUUACUGUAGUAUUUGUGGUGAGUUUUUUACCCUACCUUGCACUGGUUAUUUGGCGGUACGUCGAAGAUGACCAUGAGGUCAAUUUCAUGUCGGAUACAGGACUUGUAUUUUUCCAAAUUGGCAUCCGAUCAAUCUUUUUGAAUAGUUCUCUGAAUCCUGUAAUCUAUGGUGGUUUUAAUUCCAAAUUCAGGGCUUUCUUUUACACUAUGUGCUGCAGCUGCUGUCUGACCUCGAGCCGGAAGCGGAAGAACAAAAGACAGUCACGUGAUCAAUCAGACAGUACUUCCGGAACGUAAAAAAAAUGACAAAUUCGAAAUUCAGAAAAAGAGACUAUGAAGCACAUGAAUGCAUUUGUUUAUAAUGUUUAUUUUUUAUUGCAAAUAUUUAAGAAUAGUGACAAAAAAGAUGGCACCCUCGUUUGUAUUCUGAUAUUCUGUUGUAUGUGUUAGGUAAACAGUAAUCAUUACAUCGAGAAUUUAUUUCAUCCAAAUUCAUAUCAAGCUUAAUUAUCAUAUCUUUCUUGAUUAUUGGUAUCUGACUUGAAUGUUAGCUUGGUACCGGUUAAUUUGUGUAGCAAAAAAACUCUUAGGCAUUGAUUUCAUGAAUUACUUGUAGUGCUUUUACCAAAAGAUCACAUGCUGCAUAAUGUAGAAAAAUCAGGGUAAAAUGUGAUCCCUCGGCAGCAGUAAUCACAACAAAAUUAUAUGGAAAUUGCAGACUCCAUUUGAUUGAGACUGUACAUAAAGUGGAACAUACUCAAUCCCCCUAGCACCGUUUGUACAUACUUUCUACUGAGCAAUAAUAAUAUUUUUUUAUACAUAAUAUGUUCUGGGCAAUGAUAACAUUUUUGUACAGAGCAAUAAUAAUAUUUUUAUACAUAAUAUGUUCUGGGCAAUGAUAAAUUUUUUGUACAGAGCAAUUAUUACAUUUUUUUGCAAAU